AUGGAUACAGAAAACUGGACAAAGAUUAUAAUCAGGAGCAUUCUGUGUCUGGCUGGAAUCAUUGGUAACAACUGGCUGUGCAUUUGCUCCCUGCCAAAAUCCGUUUCUCAGCUCAAAACCAACGACCUCCUGUUCGUAAACUUGGCCGUGUCCAAUCUGAUCACGAGUUACACGGUGGACAUCUUCAACAUUUUUGACAUUGAUCAUUAUUUACCUGUGGAAACACCUGUGGUGUAUUGUGGCUUUCGUUUUUUCCUGCCUGAAUUCUCGGAAACCAGUAGCAUCUUGACCACCAUGUUCAUCACUAUGUACUGGCAUCAGAAGCUCGUGGGCUCCCUGAAGCGCGGAGGAGCUCCUGUGCAAAUGGACAACCUCCAAUUUACCGCUGCACUGCUGACAGGAAGCUGGACCUUUGCACUUGUCAUCAACAUUCCUCGUUUUUUCUUAGUUGCCAAAGGCAAUGAGAACGUGACGACUACAGUGGAUUGCAAGGAAGAGCUGCCUUCGCAGGAAGCCGAUCAGGCUUACAAGGUGGUCUAUGUCAUGCUUGCGAACGCAAUACCGCUUGCCGGGAUUCUUUAUGCAAGCAUCCAGAUCGCGAAUACACUGCUGCAGAAUGAAAACCGAAUGAAGAAAAUGGGUGCAGAAGUCAGCAAUGAAGGAAACACCUCAACUGAGAAAAGUGGAGACAACAGUAAUAAUACGUCAACAGUUACCAAAUCCAAGUCACAAGCCAAAUCGGGAAGUCUGGUGAGGGCCGCCAAGAGUGUGUUGGCAGUGGCCAUUUUUUUCUUAAUUUGCUGGGCAAUUCACAUCAUUGUCAGCAUCCUUGAGCCCAUCUUCACAUCCAGUGCGUUAGAGGACAUUGAGAGCUUUGUAGGAGCAUCCUAUACAUGCAUUAUCCCUUAUAUUUACUUGUACGGUGUACAAAAGCUGACCUGCUCCAGACAUUAA
Messenger RNA from Neoarius graeffei (lesser salmon catfish), 954 nucleotides. RefSeq lists its product as uncharacterized. Gene Ontology annotation, molecular function: G protein-coupled receptor activity; peptide binding. Lineage: Eukaryota; Metazoa; Chordata; Actinopteri; Siluriformes; Ariidae. Gene Ontology annotation, biological process: G protein-coupled receptor signaling pathway. Bases 1 to 954 code for a protein of 317 amino acids. The record is from RefSeq and is a predicted model, not a curated record. The transcript has a single exon. Gene Ontology annotation, cellular component: membrane.